AGGUCCCCCGCUCCCUGCUGGAGGACGUCGCGAGGCCCCUCGCGGUGACGCUCGACGCGAUCGCGGAGGACACGCUGUCGUACGUGACGAAGAGGAUGCCUCUGGAGCUGCUGACCACGAGGCGCGACCCCUGGCAGUUCCAGGCGCUGCGCGAGCGGCUCGCGGCCCCGGAGGCGGUGCGGCUGAGCGGGCUGCUGGCACACGUCGCGUACUGGGCGAUGUUCGGGCACGUGCACAGGCCCGAGGAGAGGCUUCCGGAGGAGGAUCGGCAGUCCCUGAUCCUCAAGGUCCAGGAGCUCUGGGCGGCGCUCGUGGACCCCUCGAGGCCGCCCGGGCAGGGGCGCGUGGCGCGCGGCGCCUGCGGGGACCCGCAGCAGCGAGGCGAGCGGCCCGAGCAGGCCGCGCUCUUCGUGCGGCCCGUGUGCCUGCUGGCCGCGAAGCGGGGGGUCGAGCGCACCCUGCAGCUGCAGUACCCGCGGCUGUUCAGCGACCGGGACCACGGUGCCGCCCUUAGCCAGCGGAUCUGGGACUUCAUCAACGCCCUGAUGAUGAACAUCUUCGACCCAGAGUGCCAGCUCGCCAGCUUCGGCCUGCUCAACAGCUCGCGGAGCGCCAUCCGGC
Messenger RNA from Prorocentrum cordatum, 621 nucleotides. Lineage: Eukaryota; Dinophyceae; Prorocentrales; Prorocentraceae. The record is from the annotation of a GenBank genome assembly.